Molecule: messenger RNA, 1864 nt
Organism: Toxorhynchites rutilus septentrionalis
Lineage: Eukaryota; Metazoa; Arthropoda; Insecta; Diptera; Culicidae
Gene: eca
Product: transmembrane emp24 domain-containing protein eca
Exons: 4
Coding region: 130-780 (216 amino acids)
Biological process (GO): endoplasmic reticulum to Golgi vesicle-mediated transport; Golgi organization; intracellular protein transport
Cellular component (GO): endoplasmic reticulum; Golgi apparatus; COPII-coated ER to Golgi transport vesicle
Source: RefSeq, a predicted model, not a curated record
AUCUGAAGUAUUGACGUGUCGUGGAAAAGGAAAGUGCCUAUCGCUUUCAUACGUUCACAUCGGAGAAAAUUUAUAUCUAGCGGCUUUAUCGUAGUAUUAAGUCCCGAUUACAUAUUUCAAAUCUCAAAAAUGGUUCUACAACGUAGUCUCAUGAUAUUUGUGCUAGUUGCGGUACAACUGGUGAACGCUUUGUACUUCCAUAUAGGGGAAACCGAACGUAAAUGUUUCAUCGAGGAGAUUCCCGAUGAGACCACUGUAAUAGUCAACUAUAAGGUGGAGCUUUACGAUCCCCGAAGUGGAGGUUUCAUGCCGUCUUCUCCGGGGAUAGGCAUGCACGUGGAAGUCAAAGAUCCUGACGAUAAAACUAUCCUGUCUCGUGUCUAUAGUUCGGAGGGGCGUAUAUCUUUCACUUCGCAUACACCCGGGGAACAUGUUAUCUGCAUGUAUUCGAACAGCACUGCUUGGUUUAGUGGAUCUCAGCUGAGAGUCCAUCUGGAUAUUCAGGUUGGAGAACAUACCAUCGAUUACGCUAACGUAGCACAGAAAGAAAAGCUCACAGAGCUGCAAUUACGAAUUCGACAGCUACUGGAUCAAGUAGAUCAGAUAACCAAGGAACAAAACUACCAGAGGUAUCGAGAGGAACGGUUUCGCCAAACAAGUGACAGCACCAAUCAGCGGGUCCUCUGGUGGUCAUUAGCACAAACGCUUGUUCUCGUCAUUAUGGGAAUGUGGCAGAUGAAACACUUGAAGAGUUUCUUCGAGGCUAAAAAAUUAGUUUAAAUCCAAGGGAAGAUAUGUUCAUUUCUAACCGAAGUCUGAUUUUCUGUUAACACUUCACUUCAGUUUGUGCUGGUUUGAAAUUAAAAAUCAUCAGAGAAGGAAAUAAAUUUAGUUUUCUUAAUUGUAUGAAAGAUCAGUCGGACAUCUUGAAAGGUCCUUUCUGUAUUGUUCAUAUUUCGAGUUCAUAGGGUACUACCGGUCAAAUUAGAUAUUCCCACCUAAUAUAUCAGCUUCGUAUGGUAUUUGUGAAGAUGACCCGCAUGCUCUUGCGGAUCUCGAAUUCCUUUUUGUCUGCAAACAUGGUAGUUUAUGUGCUUAUAGUGCUGAUUAUGGAGUGUGAUUUUUGUGUGAAAUUGCCGCUAAGUUGUGCACCAGACGGCUAUUUUAAAUAAUUAUCAUAAUAAGUAGAAAUUGCUUGCAUGCUGAUAAUAUCCUGUGUUAGGCCACGGUGAUACUGCUUGCAGCUUCUUAAGAAAAUGUGGCAUGAAACGCAUGCAAUUGUGAGAAGUAAACAACUGCAUAGAAUUGUAUCGGUGGAUUGCAUUGUUUCCAUUAUUAUUGCAAAUGCCUUUUCCGUACUUGGAUUUAUUCGCCGUAAUGCUGCUCAGCUAACCGACGUGUAUGCACUGAAGUCGCUAUUUUGCGCAGCAUCUUAGAAUACGCCGUACCGGUUUGGACACCUUACCACACGUACCAGACGAUACGCAUCGAACGCAUCCAGAAACUAUUCAUACGUUUUGCACUUCGGAACCUGGAAUGACCCCUUAAAUGUUCCUGACUAUCAAGAUCGUUGCCGUCUGAUUAAUCUUAAGGUCCUAUCGGCACGAAGAUUGAGACUACAAUUGAGCUGUUCAUAUUCGACAUCCUGACGAACAAUAUUGACUGUCCUGAUCUACUACGCGAAAUUCCACUCGAUGUGCCCCCGUGUCAGCUGCGCCACUCUGCUUUGAUCGCGAUUCCCAGGCACAGGACUCAUUAUGGAUCUAACAGCAGCUCUCUAUGCUUUUGUCAAGAUGUUCAGUAUUGUUUGCGAUAAAUUUGACUUUAAUAUUACUCGACAAUGUUUUAUGUGUAGACUUCAACA